GAUUGGUGGAAUGAAACAGGGAGGUCCGGUCCUUGCUCAGCGUUCUUCCGGCUUACAUGUUGGAAAAAAGAAAAGACGAAUGGAAAAAAUUGUAAUCCACGAAACGACCAUUGCUUAGUAACUCCGCGGUCAUAAAGAGUUAAAAUGAGCUCCCAGCAAUUCCCCCGACACGGGCUGCCUGCUUCCAGCGGGGGAGCUCCUCAGAUCCCUGCUGCUGGAAACCUAGUGUCUGUCAAUCAGCCGUCAAAUACAGCAGGGGGUGGAGAAGCGGACAGCAGCCGGGAUGCUGAUCAUGGGCAGCACGAUCAUCCACCUGCUGGGGGCGGGGGAACCUUGGCCUUCAGAGAUGAAAAGCAGGAGACUAUGGUGGUCAGACCUUACCCACAAGUUCAGACGCAUGGCCAGCCACAAGCUACUCCCCAAACCAUGGCCAUCCAGCCUGGCACACCUGUGACUGUACCUGCCCCCUCAGUCCACCUCCCACAGGGCCAGCCUCCAAUCCUCACAGAGGGACAGAUGAAGGCUGUCCUGAAGUCACCUAUGCCAAGUCGUCUUAUUGCCCCAGCACCAGCUUCCAACCAGGGUCAUAUCCCUAUACCUCCCAAGGUGCCUGGUCACAUUACUGUCACCAUAGAGAGCAGUAUUGCCCCAACCCCAUCUAUUCCUGUGGCAACUAUCAGUGGUCAGCAGGGUCACUCCAGCAACUUACACCACCUGAUGCCAGCUAACAUUCAGAUCAUCAGGGGCAGUGCCCCUGCACUGCAGAUUGGAACCCCUGCGGUCCCUCCCCAGACCUUUACAUCCCAUUUACCCCGAGGGGCUGCUGCAGCAGCUGUUAUGUCCAGCUCCAAAACUGUCCUGCGGCCAGCCACUGGAGCAAGCGCGGGUCCCGGCCAGCCCACAGUGCAGCACAUAAUCCACCAGACUAUUCAGUCCCGCCCUGCUGUAACAACGUCUACAGCCGUGCUUCCAACUGUGGUGGCCCCCAUUUCUGCAACGAGAACUCAGUCCCCAGUUAUCAGUCCAACAGUAACACACUCUGCAGAGGUGGCACAUGGGCGUCCAGGGCUGACCAUUCACCCCCCUCCAGCCACUGUCAGUAUUCAGAGGUCUCAGACAUCCCGUGACACCGCCACACGGAUCACGCUGCCGUCUCACCCUGCAAUUGGGGCUCAAAAGCCUCAGCCUCCGCACACCAUGACACAGAAGCCCAUCUUCAGUCCUGUCACACCAGUAGCUGCAGCAACUGUGGCACCAAUUGUUGCCACUAACACUGUUCCAUCCACCACCACAAUGGGCACUGUGCCACAUACCCAGAUGACCAGUAACACUAUUGUCACCAUGACGAUGGCCUCACACUCCUCUCAUGCUACAGCAGUGACCACGUCCGCCAUCCCUGUUGCAAAGGUGGUCCCUCAGCCCAUUGCCCACUCUUCAUCCCGCGUGCAGGCUGACUAUCCUGGAGAGAGAGCCAACCUCAUCCCGAUCCCAGGCCAUCGGUCAUCUCCUAACCCCAUCACCGUGGAAGCAAGAAGUGACAACAGGUCUUCUGUGCCUGUGCAGUUCCAGUAUUUCCUGCCGGCGUACUCCUCGUCAUACCCUCUGACACACACCUACACCCCCAUCAGCAGCUCUGUUUCUGCCAUCCGCCAGUAUCCUGUUACUCCUCAAGCUCCGAGUUCAGCACUGCCCACCCAAGCAGGAGUAGGCGUGGCAACCACUGUCCAUCUAAACCACAUGCAGCUGAUGGCAGUCGAUCGGAUUGGCCUCCCAUCUGCACAAAUCAGCACCCAGGGGAUCCAGCCCGCGCCAAUCGCCGCACAGGGCAUUCAGCCUGCACCGAUAGGCGUGCAGGGCCUGCAUACGUCUGCACCAAUCACCACACAAGGACUACAGCAGGCACCAAUAGUCACUCAGCAGCAGCAGCAAGCGCAGUCUGAAGCAAAACCCGGGGUUGUUCUGGCUGAUGGCUUUGUAGCUAGCCCAAUCAGCAGCACAUUCAGCACCACCCAGCCAGUAGCCACAAUGGUGCAGGCACAUCCCCAGGGAGGAGUAGGAGGGACUCCUACCCUGGUCUCCUCCCCUAGACCCAGCAUCCUCCGAAAGAAGCCUGCUAAUGAAGGCUGUGUUCGUAAGAACCUGAUCCCCGCCCAGCCCAGUGAACCCAGUAGUGGCAGAAUUGAGAGUGCCAUGAGAGGAGCAGGAUCUCCCCGACCUGCGGGCGUGAAACCCAAAGCUGAGAUGCACAUGGCGGUGGCGCCUCCUGUCAUGGCUACAGUAGAAGCACUGCCUUCUCAGGGAGGAGAGCAGCAGGCCAUGUCCUCAAACGCCCAGCACCUUGCCCAAGCAAUCCCCACCAUGCUCGCCACGCCGGGGCCUGUACCUCCCUCCCAGGCCUCCACUGUCCUCUCCGCCCUGCCUGCAUCCAUGGCUGUAACUCCCCCUGUUCCAGCUUCAAUGGCCAACACCGUGGCCUCCCCCACUCAGCCAGCAGCCAGUAGCACUGCAGCCUGUGCUGCCAGCUCUGCCUGCCCAGAUUUGAAAAUUAAGCAGGAGGUGGAGACCAUGGACACCUCCCAGCCAGAUCCAAAUGUGAACUUGUCUUCAGGCCCAGCCCUCACCACUCAGACCUCCACCCUGAACACUCCUGCCACAGGAGAUCUGAUCCCUGGGGCCUCCCCGAGGAAGAAGCCCCGCAAGCAGCAGCAUGUUAUUUCUACAGAGGAGAGCGAGAUGGUCGAGACCAACAGCACGGAUGAGGAGAAGGCCCCGGGCAGGCCCAUCACCGGCAGGGCUGAGAGGCGCGAAUCUCCACCAAGGGAAUAUGUUGAUGAAGAAGGAGUGCGUUAUGUACCAGUCAGGCCUCGACCACCUGUUACUCUUCUGCGGCACUACAGGAACCCCUGGAAAGCUGCUUACCACCACUUCCAGAGGUACAGCGACAUCCGGGUCAAAGAGGAGAAGAAGGGCAGUUUACAGGAUAUGGCCAACCAGAGGGGAGUGGCAUGCAGAGCUCAAGGCUGGAAGAUUCACCUGUGUGCUGCACAGUUAAGGCAGCUGUCAAGUUUGGAGCAUGAUGUGUACAGCCGCCUCUCCACCCUUCAAGAGGGCCUGAUUCCUAAGAAGAGAGCAGGAGCUGAUGAUGACCUUCACCGAAUCAACGAGCUUAUACAGGGUAACAUGCAGCGCUGUAAGCUGGUGAUGGACCAGGUGACAGAGGCCAGAGACACCAUGAUGAAAGUGCUCGACCACAAGGAGAAAGUGCUGAAGCUGCUCAACAAGAACGGCGGCGUCAAGAAAUCCUCCAAACUGAAGCGUAAAGAACGGGCAUGAGCGGGGCGGCGGUGGUGGUGGGGAGCUAUUCACUCUGUCGACAACUGCCACCGUCUCCUCUAAAGGGGUGAAGGAACUGCUCAAAAGUUGGUGCUAUGAUUUGCUGCAUACAAUCGCACGCACCCUCCCUAUCUGCCUGAGAGCGGACAGAGAAGUGACAGAAGGGCAGAAAUCAGGAAUAGGAGCAUUGUAGUUUGCAUUAGAGCCCCCACCACCACCACCACUUGUUCAUUUUUGAAGAGACCAUUUGUACUAACUUAAUUUCUCCCACUUCUUUUAAGACCAUGUUUGACCUGGCGCAUUGUGUAUCUUUGAUAUUUGGCACUAAAUGCAGGUGCAGUGAAUACAUGUAAGUAUUUCAGUUAAGGAGAGUUACUGAAAAAAUCAUUUAAAAAGAGUCCUUUUAGUAAGCGGUGCGUAUACAGACUAAUCUCAGUCGUGCUCUUUUCAUGAAUCUGUGCCUUCAUUUUGUCGGUGUACAUGAAAUGGACGGACGUGUGAAAGCUCUUCAUCAUUCAAAGGAAAGCGUCAAUUUCACUGCUUCCCCUUUUACUCCGAACAUCCUGCACCUGGAAUUUUUUUUUAGUUCACAUUUGUUCAUCUAGUAUGGGUAAACAGUUGCCUAUCAGCCACAAGUUUAGGUGUCAUCUAAAAGAUAAAGGAAUACUUACAUGGGUUGAGGUAAAAAAAAAAAAAAAAGUGAGAGAAGGAACCUAAAUGUGCCACAUUUAAUUGAUUUAAUAUACAAAAAAGCUCUUAAAGGAUUAAUAGUGUCAUUAGAUGGUUAUCUGGAAGUGAGGGUUUAGUGCAUAUGUGUAAUGCCAAGUUAACUUUACAUUUAAAACUGCUAUGAAUCAUCUACUUAAUCCAAAGUAAAUGGAUGUCCUGGUAGUAAAAAAACAAUAUUUUCAUUUGGUUUCAGACAGUAGAUUGCUUGAAAGAAAGAGAGCGAGUAUGCUCGUGUGACUGGUGGACUGAAUUGAUGUAAAUCACUGUAAAUGUGCUUUAGGUUUUCCAUUGACCUGGUUCUUUUCAAGUUUUGUACUCGAUACUUUUUUUGCUGUGUGAUGUGUGCCGCUUCAUUUUAGAGAGUGUACACUAUGAGAUGAAGUGAGCCUGAAACAUCCAGCUACUGUACAUUGCUUUCUGUCUGUGUUAUUAUAGUAAAGAUACUUAAACAAUACCAGA
Molecule: messenger RNA, 4521 nt
Organism: Micropterus salmoides (largemouth bass)
Lineage: Eukaryota; Metazoa; Chordata; Actinopteri; Centrarchiformes; Centrarchidae
Gene: sap130a
Product: Sin3A-associated protein a
Exons: 21
Coding region: 145-3333 (1062 amino acids)
Biological process (GO): negative regulation of transcription by RNA polymerase II
Cellular component (GO): Sin3-type complex
Source: RefSeq, a predicted model, not a curated record